AUGUACAGAAAGCCGGAUAGAAUCGACGAAGGAUUAUACCUGGGAAGCCUCAACUCCGCCUCAAACAGAGAGGCACUGCUAGAGCUGGGCAUUAAGAGCAUUGUGACUGUAGCGAAUGACACGGGCGCGCCGCCGUUCCCCGACACCUUCUCAUACACGCUGGUGCACGUGGCUGAUGCCAUGCACGUGGACCUAACUUCCCACUUUGAAGGAUGCUUCGUUGCUAUUGAGGAGGGCAGGAAGGCAGGAGGCGUGCUGGUGCAUUGUCUAGCAGGCAUGUCACGCAGUGCAACGAUAGUGAUUGCAUAUAUGAUGAAGUCCAAGGGAAAGAAAAUGGCGACGACACCGCGGGACAUGGAGCUGAGGCUGGUGAACGGCAUGGUGCUGAAGGUACAGCUAGAGGAGAUGGCGGGCGGCGUGGGGGAGCGCGUGGCGGCGUUCGAGGCGAAACUGAGGGAGCAGAGCGAAGCCAUGGCUGCAUUGAAGCGCGACAUGGCCGAAAUGCGAAGCGCCAUGGCCCAUCUCAAGGGGAUGGCAGCGACGGGCGCUUUAGCGGAGAAGAACGAGAGGGGGGAGGCGGGAAACGGGAGUGCGUCGGGGGAGGCAGCGGAGGGUAUUGGCGCGCAGCCGCUGAAGGGAGCACGGGGAAAUAGUUUUUCUGCGCUUGAAGUGGAGGAAGUGAAGGCGCAGGUGGAAGCGGCGAGGGGGGAGGCGAGGACGGCGGCGCACACGGAGGCGCGCAUCAAUGACGUCGAGCUGGCGCUCGUGGCGCUGAAGGAGCGCGACGGCCGCGCGGAGAAGAACCGCGACGAGCGCAAGGAGGGCACCGCUGGGGAGCACGCGGUGGCGGAGAGGCGCGGGGAAAAGAGGCGGAAGAGGGACGACGCGGAUGCGGGGAAGGAGGAGGAGAUGGCGGAUGCUCCUUCCGUUGUGCGCCCUCUUAUUGCCCUAGGCGGCACGACUCACUUGGACCUCGACGGUGUCUACCUCUCCGAUGAUGCUCUCACACAGGUGGCCUCCUUACGAUCUCUCACUUGUCUCAGCCUCCAAGACGCCUCUGGCUUCACUGCAGUGGGGGUGACACGGCUGUUCUCUCUCACAGGACUCACACGUUUGGAGUUUCAUGGUACAUCCAUACCAGAUGCAGCCCUUGAAGGCAUUGCCGGCCUGACGAAUCUCCGUUUGCUUGAUCUAGUAAACGCCAAGAUAACCGAUGCAGGAGUAGCGAAGCUGCAGGGACUUUCUGCACUCACGACACUGCUGCUCGGCGAGUGUGCCUCGAUCACCUCUGCCAGCAUGGUGCAUGUGGGCCGAUUGACAUCACUGGAACGUCUCAUACUGUACCGAUGUGGGGUGAGGGAGGAUGGGCUGCAGCACUUGACUGCUCUCUCCUCACUGAAGGCCUUCACUCUCCCUCCAGGGGUGACUGAUUCCGGCAUGAAGCAUCUGAGAAAUCUGAAACGACUGGAUAGGUUGGGUCUGUGGGAUGCGAAAAUUUCUGCCGAGGGUAUUAAAUGGCUCAAGGGCCUCAAGUUCCUCCAAAAAAUUGCAACAGAUUCUGAAGAUGUGGCAGUGUUGAUCAGGGACAUCUUUCCUGGGAUGAUUGUUACAUCAGGCCCUAUCUAG
Molecule: messenger RNA, 1626 nt
Organism: Closterium sp. Yama58-4
Lineage: Eukaryota; Viridiplantae; Streptophyta; Zygnematophyceae; Desmidiales; Closteriaceae
Source: the annotation of a GenBank genome assembly